GUGGCUUUCGACGGAAAGGGGCGGGGAGGAGUGAUUGCAGCGCGUCUGGGGCGCCUCGCGUGCCGUUCGCGUUUGGGCAGAGGGAAUUGGGGAGCCGCUUCUCUGGUUCUGCGGCUUCGCAGCGCCCUUCGCCUGGCAUGAGCGGCGUCUGGCGGUUUCUGCGCUUGCUAAAGCAGCGCUUUAUCGGGCCAGGGAGCGAGUACGUGGGCAUCGACCACUUUGGAAACAAGUAUUAUCGGAUCCCGCAGCACAAAACUUGGGCAGGUCAGAACAUUAAAGAGAGAAGAAUUGUGAAAGCUGUCAGUCUAAAAGAAUACCAGUAUGAAUCUGGAGCCAUUCCAACAGAAUGGGAAGCAUGGAUGAAGAAAAGAAGAAACAAUCCACCUACACUUGAGGAAAGUAUCCAGAAUAAGAACUAUAGAAAAGAAAUGAAAGCUAAAGUUGAAGAUUUGGGUGAAAAAAGCAAACUCCUUCAGGCCAAAGAUCGUGAAGAGGGUCUUGAGGUAGGACCACUUCAAACACAGAUUACAGGACAUGCAUCUGCUUCCAACUACAGAAAGCCUGAACGCUCAGAAGACCCUGUUAGUACAGCAAAUACAUUUCAGCCUGGAGCCUGGAUGCCUCCUGACCAUAAAAAAUAAAAGCCUCCAGUGCAAAGCAUCAAGAAAGGCACCAUUUAGUUUAUCAGCAACAUGAAGACAUUCUUCAAAAUUGCAGGUUAUACUUAAAAACUUCGCAUUUUCAAAAUGCUUAGAUUCUGCUUUUUCUUGUGGAAAUGUUUAAUUGCUUUUUAUAAAAUGUCCUAUCUCUAAUUCUUUUGCCUCUUAAAUCAUUCGAUGUUUCCAGUGAAGUUAUGCUUCAAUAAAAUUUAGUGCUGCUGUAAUCA
Molecule: messenger RNA, 886 nt
Organism: Pseudonaja textilis
Lineage: Eukaryota; Metazoa; Chordata; Lepidosauria; Squamata; Elapidae
Gene: NDUFAF2
Product: NADH:ubiquinone oxidoreductase complex assembly factor 2
Biological process (GO): mitochondrial respiratory chain complex I assembly
Cellular component (GO): respiratory chain complex I; mitochondrion; membrane
Source: RefSeq, a predicted model, not a curated record